Messenger RNA from Phycodurus eques (leafy seadragon), 2000 nucleotides. RefSeq names its product E3 ubiquitin-protein ligase RBBP6-like. Gene Ontology annotation, cellular component: nucleus. The record is from RefSeq and is a predicted model, not a curated record. Gene Ontology annotation, molecular function: zinc ion binding; ubiquitin protein ligase activity. The transcript has 3 exons. Gene Ontology annotation, biological process: mRNA processing; protein ubiquitination; ubiquitin-dependent protein catabolic process. Lineage: Eukaryota; Metazoa; Chordata; Actinopteri; Syngnathiformes; Syngnathidae. The coding region runs from base 886 to 1380 and encodes 164 amino acids.
UUGCUUCCGUCCGACGCCAUUUUGAUGAAACCGAGGCCAGAGGGGAAACUGUCGUGUGCCUGUCUCCCCGCCGUGUGAUUUUUAGAAGGAGACCAUCUUUUUUUUUCUUUUUACACCUUUUUGUCCUCCUCGCGCCGAGGAGGAGAAGGAGCACUCCCCGAUGGACCCGGAGAGGAAAAACGCGCCGUUUCGGGGGUAGCGGAGGCUUAUCGUUAGCCAUAGCUUGUUAGCUCGACAGCAUUCGGUUUUCGGCUUUCUCUGCAUUUCUGAAUAAUAUAUUGUCUUCUCGGUAAUGGGGGGUACUUAGCGUUGACCUAAAUCCCGUGGACUCGUUCUGUGGACUGUUUUGUGACGAACUGAGGGUGGGGAAGUCCCCCACCGCACAACCGCCAUUGGCUGGACUGCGGUUAGCAACAUUAGCUGCUAACCAAGCGGCCCUCCCUCGCUUUCGUUCCUCUUCUGCCGCAAAAGGACUACUGGUGGCGGACGUGGCCACCAAUAGAACGCCGCUCUCUCGGUAGAAGCGAGUUCGGACUGCAUUGGGCCGCCCUUGGUUGUAUUUUCGGGGCGUUUGUAUGUGUCGCUUUGGUUUUGGACUCGAGAGGACUUGACAAAAAGGCACAUGGCCUUUCAUCUCUUGCGUUGGGAUUAAACAAGGACUCUGCGUCAUUGACUCGCCCUCCAUUUUUUCUCCUUUUUUGUCCAGUGUCUCAAGCCCAAUUUGACGUAUUAAAAAGUUACCAGGUUUGGCCUCCUGUGAUUUGAGUGUUGACGCUGUUUUUUUUUUUGUUUGUUUGGUUAUCCAAAGCCUGUGUCUCUAUUCCACCACCCCCCCAACCCCCCCCCCCCCCCAACCCUUGUUAUAUAAAAAAAAAGUGUGGCAAAAUGUCGUGUGUUCACUACAAGUUCUCCUCCAAACUGGACUACAACACGGUCACGUUCGAUGGGCUGCACAUCACCCUGAGUGAGCUCAAGCGGCAGAUCAUGUCCAGGGAGCGCCUCAAGGCCACAGACUGCGACCUGCAGAUCACCAACGCGCAGACGCGAGAAGAAUACACGGAUGAUGAAGCCCACAUCCCCAAGCAUUCGUCUGUGAUCGUCCGCAGAACGCCGAUUGGUGGCGUCAAACCGGCUGGCAGGACGUUCAUUGUAGAUCGUUCUGACACGUCUGUGGCGGGAUCGUCGAGACCCGUAUGUAACAAAAACAAGCAAAAAAAACAGCAAACACACCCAAAAAACAACACUCACGCCUCCUCUCACUACUCUACCCUCUUCCUUCUUGACGACAUGCUGUCAAUUGCGUCAUGUUCAUUUUCUGUUGACAGUUCCACAUGUGAUUGGCUGUCUCUUUGGAAGUGGGAGGGCGUCAUAAGGGUUUAAAUUGUUCGUUGUUUAUGACAAGUCACGCAGCUAUUUACUGAUGUUGUACUGUGUUUGCUAGCUUCAAAGGGAGUAUGCACUAUCCUGACUUGUGUUUCAUAUUGAAAUGGCUUUUGUAGCCCACUUUCGGUCGGGCAAAUAUUUGUCACCUAAUGAUAAUAAUAAUGUCAUAUGAUAAUGAUAAUGUCAUUGUAUUUUCUGUGAAAAUAACAUGUGGUUUACAAGCAAUCAAUGAAGUGAAGCGUGGCUGGGAUUGAAUGUAAUUCAUGAGUGGGUGAAUGGGGCGUGUGAGGAAUCUUAAGUGAUUUUUUUUUUUGCAGUUUGGAACAUUUUGAAUACACUCUUAAUGUCAUUCAGUCACAUUUGUCAGCUGUUUCCUCAUGUACAAGAUGUUUUAUGGUCUGCACAUAAACCACACUUUUAAGGGUCACAUCUUUGAUAUUGCACACAGAAGACGUACAGACUAGCGUAGGGAGUUAAAAAAAACUUUUUUUUCCUUCAGCAGCGUUUGAGUGGCACGUCAAUGGUCAUUGCUGUUGUAGUUGUCCUGUAAGCUGCAGAAGCCUGUCAAUAAAGGUUUUCAAGCGAGUUCUGCAUGUCAGAGCCGCUUUUGCACCACA